This is a messenger RNA of Carcharodon carcharias (great white shark), 2219 nucleotides long. It is a transcript of the gene pex5, whose product is annotated as peroxisomal biogenesis factor 5. Gene Ontology annotation, biological process: protein import into peroxisome matrix, docking. The record is from RefSeq and is a predicted model, not a curated record. Gene Ontology annotation, cellular component: cytosol; peroxisomal membrane. The transcript is spliced from 16 exons. Bases 72 to 2036 code for a protein of 654 amino acids. Gene Ontology annotation, molecular function: protein binding. NCBI's taxonomy places the organism in Eukaryota, Metazoa, Chordata, Chondrichthyes, Lamniformes, Lamnidae.
CCCGGGGAUCGGGUAAAGGCAGGAGGCCGGAGGAGGUGGAGGUGGAGGAGGCAGCGAGGGCAGCCGUCGCCAUGGCGAUGCGGGAUCUGGUGGAGACGGAGUGUGGGGGUUCGAAUCCCCUGAUGAAGCUGACGACACAUUUUACCCACGACAAGGGACUGAGGCAGGAGGGUAUCGGUGUUUUGCCCUGGCCGGGCGGUGCAGGAGUGUCUGAGAUAUCUCAAGCACUUGGAACAGCUACAGAGGAAGAGCUUGUCUCUGAGUUCCUGACUGAACAGAAUGGCCCUGUACUCACCCGCGCUCCCCACACCUUCAAGAUGGAUGACCUCUUGGCUGAGAUGCAGGAAAUCGAGAACUCCAGCCUACGGCAUGGGCCACAGCGAGCCCCUGGAGUGGCCGACCUGGCCAUGUCGGGAAGCUGGGCGGAAGAGUUCCUGGCCACCGAGCCCACCGUCGACACCUCACGAUCCUACAGCGAAGCUGAUUGGUCCCGGGAGUUUAUGGCCGAGGCGACGGACCCUGAGGUGACCUGCCCAGCGAAGUGGGCCGAGGAGUACCUGGAACAGACGGAGGAGAAACUGUGGCUCGGCGAACACGAGCUGGACCGUGCUCAAGAGGCCAAAUGGCUGGAGGAGUACCACCCGGAGGAAGAGCUGCGCCGGGCUGCCAGCGAGUUCCUGGAGAAGGUCAACGACCCCAAGCUGGAGGGGUCAGAGUUUGUGAAAUUCCUGCGCCAGGUUGGUGAAGGGCAGCUGAGACUCGAGAGGAGCCCGCCAUCUCUCUGCGCUGGGCGUGGGGAGGCCCUGCCCCCAGCCCCCGCCCAGCUCCAGGUCGAGCGCUGGCUGGCCGAGUACUCCCGGGAGCAGCAGGAGGAGCAGGUUCCCGAACAGAGGGCAGACGCCUGGGUGGAUGAAUUCACCACCGGUCACCGACACCUCUCUCCGGAGUCGGAGUAUCAGGACGCCAAGGCUGCGGUGGAGUCGGACGUGGAUUUCUGGGACAAAUUACAGGCUGAAUGGGAAGAGAUGGCGCAGAGGGACACGGAGUCUCACCCUUGGCUCUCCGCCUUCGACACAGUCCUGUCCUCCUCCUACGACCAGGGUUACAAAUUUGAGGAGGAAAAUCCAAUGCAAGGUCACCCUAACGCCUACGAGGAGGGACUGCGAAGGCUGCAGGAGGGAGAUCUCCCCAACGCCGUGCUCCUGUUCGAGGCAGCGGUGCAACAGAAUGGAGAACACAUGGAGGCCUGGCAAUACUUGGGGACCACACAGGCUGAGAAUGAGCAAGAGCAUGGAGCCAUUAGCGCUCUCCGCAGGUGUCUGCAGUUGAAGCCGGAUAAUCUAACCGCUCUUAUGGCCCUCGCUGUCAGCUUCACCAAUGAAUCGCUGCAGAAACAGGCCUGUGAGACACUUCGCGAUUGGCUGAAACAUAACCCCAGGUUCUCGCAUCUCGUCACGGAGACUUUGAAUAGAUCACAUGGACGGAGAGCCUUUGGAUCAGUGCUCUCUGACUCCCUGUUUAGCGAGGUGAAGGAACUCUUCCUCAAAGCUGUGCAGAGUACCUCCGGGGACGUUGAUGCUGAGGUGCAGUGUGGACUCGGUGUCCUGUUCAACCUCAGUGGAGAGUUCGACAAGGCUGUCGACUGUUUCAACACAGCCCUCAGUGUGAGGCCUAACGACUACUUGCUGUGGAACAAGUUGGGGGCCACACUGGCGAAUGGGUCGCGCAGCGAGGAGGCGGUGGAGGCUUAUCGGAGGGCGCUGGAGCUGCAACCGGGCUUUAUCCGCUCUCGGUACAACCUGGGUAUCAGCUGCGUCAACCUGGGGGCGCACAGAGAGGCUGUGGAACACUUCCUGGAGGCCCUGAACAUGCAGAGGAAGAGCCGGGGGCCGGAGGGAGAACGGGGCCAAAUGUCGGACAACAUCUGGAGCACCCUGCGCAUGGCCCUGUCCAUGCUGGGCCAGACUGACCUGUACCACGCUGCCGACAACCGGGACCUGGCAGCCCUGCUCCGCGCCUUCCACCUGGACCAGUGACCAUGCCGGGCGACUGACCCCAUCACCUGCGAGUGCUCCCACCAACACCAGCACCACCAGCAGCAGCACCACCAGCAGCAGCAGCAGCCGGACGCAGAGCUCCUGUGAAGUUCCCAUCAGCUGCCCUGCCCCGAGACCUCUGUACAAAACCACCCCACCUACCUCCCUCCCUCCCUUCCCCCC